UCCCUUCCGCAGCUCGCUCUCCCCCGAUUCCUCCUCCUGCGACGAACUCGCGGCCCCGCCCUCGAUCUGCCCCCUCCCCCCCGCGCCCUGCCUCAAGAUCAGGCCGCCGCGCCGCCACCGACCCCCGGAUCAGGCCGCCCCGGCGCCACCGGUCUUGGAUCCGGCCGCCGCGCUGCCUACCUCUGCUCCUCACCUAUCCGCCUCCGCGCCCGCACGAGGGGAUGCCAAGCCCUCGUGCUCCUCGAUCGGCAGCCACAGUACCCGCCAUGGCCAUCAUGGACAGCAGCCAUGCGGCAGGAGCUCGCCACCGAAGUCCCCCAAGCACCGUACGCCCCGAAUCUGGCUGGGAACCGGACGAGGCCGAGCCCUCGCGCCCAGAUCCGCUGCAGCAACCUGGAAGUUCGCCGCCGCCACCUCGGGCGGUUCAACUGAUGCACCGCCGCCCUCACCUCCCUCCCCGACAGACGCGCCGUCGUGACUCCACCUCCUGGCUAGGCCACCGCGAGCCUCCACCUCCCGGCUUCCCGACGCCGCCCCGUUGGCCUCCUCCCGCGGCCCCACUUAAUCAAGCCCCGCCGUCUUCCCCGUGCGAGCCAACCAGGCCUGACGGCCACCCCCGCAAGCACCCGUCCUCGAUGUUCGCUUGGUGGAGACUAGGAGCAGCGACAGAGACGCCGCCCCGAGGCGGAAUCCCUGCCUCCGCUUGGUUCCGUCCACAGCAGCACACCACAUCUCCCCCGUCGUCCACCUGCCAUGUUCAUGUCCACAGCUUCCAUUUCAGCCAUUGAAGCUGUAGAUGGAGCGCGACAUGCAGCAGUGUCGCCCCAACAGGCAUGCAACGCCGACGACGACAGGGUGUGGCGUGCGUCUGUCCGGCAUGCUGGGUGUGGUGCCGAGGGGGCAACAGUUUGAAUUGGCUGGGGGUUAAAGUUCAGGUAAUGCUAUUGUCUGGUGGCAAAGGACCAUGCAGGCUGUUUCGUUACUGAAAAAACGCGUGACGCAAGGAACAAGAUUUUUUCAAUAAACUCCUACUCUUAUUCUUUUCCCCUUCGGCUUUCUCUGCCAUGGAUGUGUGCAUGCGUGCUAUGUGCGUGAGUGCGCUACAGCAAUUUGUGUAAAUGAAGCAUUUUCAAUUGGGCAAAAUUAGUUGAUGGUUGUAGAAGUUCAGACAUUUGUAUUGGUGACGUUCAGUAAUUAUAGAAUGAGAAGUAGCGUGUGCCGUCUUGUGCCCACAA
Molecule: messenger RNA, 1235 nt
Organism: Aegilops tauschii subsp. strangulata
Lineage: Eukaryota; Viridiplantae; Streptophyta; Magnoliopsida; Poales; Poaceae
Source: RefSeq, a predicted model, not a curated record